Laetiporus sulphureus 93-53 is the source of this 1323-nucleotide messenger RNA. RefSeq lists its product as uncharacterized. NCBI's taxonomy places the organism in Eukaryota, Fungi, Basidiomycota, Agaricomycetes, Polyporales, Laetiporaceae. Bases 1 to 1323 code for a protein of 440 amino acids. The record is from RefSeq and is a predicted model, not a curated record. The transcript has 9 exons.
AUGCCCAUCACCAACCAGUAUGUCGCCUGUACCAUGCAGAAGCUCACUGCCUCCAUCUGCCUCGAGCACAGCACAUUCUCAGAGUGGAGAAUGCCACUCACCAUGUGCACGAUGGCAUAUUUCUGGACAAUGUCUGAGUGCCUUGCACCUCUAAUCACCAUGGAGAAGGUUGCCAAGGCCUGCCAGACAACCAUGCCAUGGAUGUGGCAGCACACUGAGGUCAUAUAUUCGCUCACCAUCGGCCAUCUCCAGGGGCUUGAACAGGACCCUCACAAGCUCACUGAGGCACUGGAGCAGAUUAACAGCAUGAACCACUGUCUCCAGCUGAUGAACAUGCCUUCAUCUGAGAUAAUUGAGCCCUGCCUGUUCCACCUGGUGUGGUGGAACUUUACCACUCAGUACCCUGCGUUGGAGCCUGAACUGUUAGCAGCCCCUUCCAGUCAUUCACCUGCCUCAAGGCUGCCUGUUCAGGGCACACUGACCAUGGCCCAGCCAGCACGCCAUCUGCAGGAUGUCCCAGACAGGAUCCAGGGACAAGUUCUCCAUCCAUCAGCAAGAUGUGAUGCAAUACCCAUUUGUACACUGGCAGAAGCCAUGACACUCUGCGUCGAAGAGCCACCACUCGAAAUGCAGGGCAUCUCGAUCUUUGAUGAGGCAUUUCCCCAGAGAGGCAGCCUGCAGUGCACCGAGUUCAAGGAUUAUGGCAUUCCAGGUCAAGACCAUCAUGCAGUACAGGUCAGCACCCAUGCCACACAACCUCAUCCAUCCAUUGAGGGUGCUCAUUUGAUUGUGACUCAGGCACUGGGUUCAGGUGAUGUUGCUCACCAAGUGACCCUGUCAGUCUCCAUGCAUGCCCCUGCUGCCAGCACACCCACUCCUCAUCUGCACCCUCACCCAGCUACCCAGCUUGCAAUGGCUCAAUUGGCUGGCCCCUCAUCUCAUGUGACAGCGGAGACCACCCAUUCAUCUGCUCACCUACCACCCCCUCCUUUUGUUCUUAUUCUGAGUGUGGAGGGGCCUUCUCAUAGGCACAUCGAGAUCAACCCACUGAUGUGCACACCUGCUGCAGCCUACACUGAGCCUGUCACCGGGACAAGAUCUUGUGUUGAUGGGACACCUGCAGCCAUGCAUGUCAACAGUGCACCAAGGCAUGCGUCAAGUGCACCCUGGCCUUCAAGAAUGACUUGCUGGGGCCACCCCAGGCCUCAGUACUUGAUGGGAUGGCCACUGUAUGAACCUGACCCAGCCACACGUGGAGAGCUCCUGGAGGCCUUGGACCCCAAGAUCCACAAGCUGGAUGAAUACAUCGAGGAGCUGGCCUGA